Molecule: messenger RNA, 2965 nt
Organism: Neogale vison (American mink)
Lineage: Eukaryota; Metazoa; Chordata; Mammalia; Carnivora; Mustelidae
Gene: ITIH4
Product: inter-alpha-trypsin inhibitor heavy chain 4
Exons: 22
Coding region: 29-2815 (928 amino acids)
Biological process (GO): hyaluronan metabolic process
Molecular function (GO): serine-type endopeptidase inhibitor activity
Source: RefSeq, a predicted model, not a curated record
AAGCCACCUGCCAGGCACCAGAGCCAAAAUGAAGACUUGGGGCUGCACCCGUGGCAUCGCUCUGGUGCUGCCCUCGCUGCUGGCUGCCCUCUGCGCGACCACCGCCCAAAAGCAUGACAUCGACGUCUACAGCCUCACCGUGGACUCCAAGGUCUCGUCCAGAUUUGCCCACACAGUCGUCACCAGCAGGGUGGUCAACAGGGCGGAGACCGCGCAGGAGGCUACAUUCCAGGUGGAGCUGCCCAAGAGAGCCUUCAUCACCAACUUCUCCAUGAUCAUCGAAGGUGUGACCUACCCAGGGAAUAUCAAGGAGAAGGCUGCAGCCCAGGAGCAGUACAGCGCGGCUGUGGCCAGGGGAGAGAGUGCUGGCCUCGUCAAGGCCACCGGAAGAAAAACAGAGCAGUUCCAGGUGUCGGUCAGUGUGGCUCCCUCUGCCAAGGUCACCUUCGAGCUGGUGUACGAGGAGCUGCUCAAGCGGCAACUGGGAGCGUAUGAGCUGCUGCUGAAAGUCCAGCCUCAGCAGCUGGUCAGGCACCUGCAGAUGGACAUUCAUAUCUUCGAGCCUCAAGGUAUCAGCUUUCUGGAGACAGAGAGCACCUUCAUGACCAACGAACUGGUGGACGCCCUCACCGUCUCACAGAACAAGACCAAGGCUCACAUCCAAUUCAAGCCUACACUCUCCCAGCAAAAGUCAUCAGGGCAGCAGGACACAGUCCUGAAUGGCAACUUCAUCGUCCGCUACGAUGUGAACAGGACCGUCUCCGGGGGCUCCAUUCAGAUUGAGGGUGGCUAUUUUGUGCACUACUUUGCCCCCGAGGGCCUACCCACGAUACCCAAGAAUGUGAUCUUCGUCAUUGACAAAAGCGGCUCCAUGAGGGGCAGGAAGAUCCAGCAGACCCGGGAAGCUUUAAUCAAGAUCCUGGAUGACCUCAGCCCCAGCGACCAGUUCAAUCUUGUCAGCUUCAGCGGGGACACAACCCAGUGGAAGCCCUCGCUGGUGCCGGCCUCAGCUGAGAACGUGAACCAGGCCAGGAGCUACGCGACUGGAAUCCAGGCCCAAGGAGGGACCAACAUCAAUGACGCGAUGCUGAUGGCCGUGCAGCUGUUGGACAGUGCCAACCAGCAGGAGCUGCUGCCGGAGGGGAGUGUCUCCCUCAUCAUCCUGCUCACCGAUGGCGACCCCACCAUGGGGGAGACCAACCCUGCAAGGAUCCAGAAGAAUGUGAAGGAAGCUGUAGGUGGCCAGUACAGCGUCUUCUCCCUGGGUUUUGGCUUUGACGUCAGCUAUGCCUUCCUGGAGAAGCUGGCACUAGACAAUGGCGGCCUGGCUCGGCGCAUCUAUGAGGACUCGGACUCUGCCCUGCAGCUCCAGGACUUCUACCAGGAAGUGGCCAACCCACUGCUGACAGCAGUGACCUUCGAGUACCCCAGCAACGCCGUGGAGGACGUCUCGCAGGACAACUUCCGACUGCUCUUCAAAGGCUCUGAGAUUGUCGUGGCAGGGAAGAUCCGGGACCAGAGCCCUGAUGUGCUCUCAGCCAAAGUCAAGGGGAAGAUGCACAUGCAGAACAUCACCUUCCAAACGGAGUCCAGUGUGGCGGAGCAGGAGAAGGAGUUCCAGAACCCCAAGUACAUCUUCCACAGCUUCAUGGAGAGACUCUGGGCAUACCUGACCAUCCAGCAACUGCUAGAGAAAAUGGUUUCAGCAUCCAAUGCUGAGAAGCAGGCCCUCGAGACCCAAGCUCUGAACUUGUCACUCCACUACUGCUUUGUCACUCCUCUCACGUCCAUGGUGGUCACCAAACCUGAAGGCAAAGAACAGUCUGAAGUUGCUGAGAAGCCUAUGGAAACCGAAAACAAACGCAGGAACUUCUACUCAGCUGGAACUACCAGGAAGAGACCUAGUGACGUAGGGAGAGCCGGACCACCAGGACCUCCUGAUGUGCCUCAUCAUUAUCCACUCUACCAGAUUGCUGGAGAAUCACUGCUACCGGACAUGUUGUUAGCCCCCUCCAUUCCUGAUGGAGCGUUCCGGAGUGUGGAUUUAAGAGCCAGAGAUACCUUCCCGGCCAGAGUCCCUGCAGUAGCUUCUGACCCUGUGACAGGGAGACUAUGGGAGAGGAAAGCCUCGGGUCGCUCUACAGACUUGCCACAGCCACCCAGGACAACCUCACUCCCAGGAACCACAGCUGCUGUCCCAGCCCCCAUCCAGGCACCGCCUGUCAUCCUGACGCUGCCCGGACAGAGCGUGGACCGUCUCUGUGUGGACAUCAAGCACUCUCAGGGGCCGAUGCACCUGCUCUCAGACCCUGAGCAAGGGAUUGAGGUGACUGCCCAGUACAAGACAGAAAAGGACCAGUUCUCAUGGAUCAAGGUGACCUUCAAGAACCCCGAGCUGCAGGUUCACGCCUUCUCUGAGCACGUGGUGGUGACCCGGAAUCGAAGAAACUCUGCCUACAAGUGGAAGGAGACACUGUUCUCAGUGAUACCUGGCCUCAAGAUGACCAUGGACAAGGCAGGGCUCCUGCUUCUCAGCAGCCCAGACAGAGUGACCAUCGGCCUGCUACCCUGGGACGGCCCUGGGGAGGGGCUCCGGCUUCUUCUGCGGGAUACAGACCGCUUCUCCAGCCGUGUUGGCGGGGUCCUCGGCCAGUUUUACCAGAACGUGGUCUGGGGGCCGCCAGCAGCAGCCAAUGACAGCCAGCGAACAGUGACAGUUGGCGACCUUGAGUACACUGCCACCAGAUUGCUCAAACUGGAUUACCAAGAGGGGUCCCCAGGAACAGAGAUUUCCUGCUGGUCUGUGGAGCUGUAGUUAUAGAGGGGUCAAGCGUACCCCCCCAAUCCCCCCGGAGGUGUGCAGAGGACUGCCACCCUGUGACCCGAGGGUGGCCUGUGGGACCUGGGCUGUGAUGGGGAGGAUAUUUUCGACUCAUUACAAAUAAAGACCGGUGCCAUAAGCCCA